AUGGUGAAAGUAAAUAAGAAUAAGUUGCCAAAGAAGAAGCGUGCACCCAUGAAAGUGGAGGAGUCUAAGCCGAAAGAGGCACCUUCGAGGGAGUCGAAGUCGAUGGAGGAAUCUUCGGAUGACUUUAAAAACGGAUCCAAAUCCGCUCCCACCAAGCCAGAGCCGAAGGAAAAGGACUUUAAGUUGCCAGUUCCCUCGGAUGACAACGACGGCUCUACACCCGCUAGCACCAAGAACGGCAUUAUCUACAUGUCCAAUGUUCCCAAGCACUUGAAGGUGAAGCGCAUGCGCAAAAUCCUACGGAAGUUUGGAAAAAUCGGAAAAAUUAUCCUGCAGCCAAGUGCCAAGGCCAAGAGAAACAAACGUAAGCGCAUCCACUUCUACGAGGGCUGGGUGGAGUUCGAGUCGAUGGAGAUCGCCAAGUUCGUCGCCACCGCGCUGGGCAACUCCAGGAUCUCCAAGCAUAAGAGUUCAAGGUUCUACGACUCGCUGUGGAGCAUGAAGUAUCUUCAUCGCUGCACGUGGGUGCACCUCGCCGAGCGCGGGAAUUACCGACGGAGGUCUCCCACGCCGGUCUCCCACGCCCGCAAGGAGACCACCUUCUUCCAGAACAAUCUCGACGAGAGCAAGUCCCUCAAGAAGAAGGCCAAGAAUUCUGAGAAGGCUGAAAAUUCUGGGAAGGCUGCCAAGAAGAAGAUGGCCCCUGGCGAGAGUGAGGACUGA
Molecule: messenger RNA, 723 nt
Organism: Drosophila suzukii
Lineage: Eukaryota; Metazoa; Arthropoda; Insecta; Diptera; Drosophilidae
Source: RefSeq, a predicted model, not a curated record